UUUUGAACGGCAGGCGUGAGCGGGACCGUAUCAUCACUGCACCGGCUUUCACACUGCUGUUCUCGGGUGACCUGAUGGCGACUGACAUUGUUGCACAGUUGGCUGAUUCUUUGGCCAAGACCGGAGUUGAGGAUGGGGAGCUGAGCUACAAAGGUCAGGGAAGGAAGCUGGAUGAUGCCCAGUCAGUGGCAGAGAUAGUGAAGGAGAUCCAGGACUUUGAUGGCUUACAGGCUCUCAGACUGGAGGGAAACACUGUUGGUGUGGAGGCAACACAAGCCAUCGCCAAGGCCCUGGAGACGAAGAGCGACUUCAAGCGCUGUUAUUGGAGUGACAUGUUCACCGGUCGCCUGCGCUCCGAGAUCCCGCCAGCACUGAAUUCCCUGGGUGAUGCUUUGAUGCUGGCGGGGGCCAAGCUGACCGUUCUAGACCUCAGCGACAAUGCAUUUGGACCCGACGGAGUGAAGGGUAUCGAGAGGCUGCUCAAAAGCAGUGCCUGCUUCACAUUGCAGGAGCUACGGCUCAACAACUGUGGCAUGGGCAUCGGUGGUGGCAAGAUCUUGGCCGCUUCGUUGAUCCAGUGUCAUAAGAAGUCCAGUACGGAGGGGACCCCCCUCAGCCUGAAGGUGUUUGUUGCAGGAAGGAACCGUCUGGAGAACGAUGGAGCCACCGCCCUCGCUCAAGCCUUUCAGAUGAUGGGCAGCCUGGAGGAGGUUCACAUGCCCCAGAACGGCAUCAACCAUCCUGGUGUGACAGCCCUGGCCUCCGCCAUGCAGGACAAUCCGGGACUGAGAAUCCUCAACCUGAACGACAACACCUUUACAGACAAGGGAGCAGUCGCCAUGGCUCGAGCCCUGAAACAACUACGCAGCGUCCAGGUGAUCAACUUUGGAGACUGUCUCGUACGGGCAGCCGGAGCUAAAGCCAUCGCAGAAACCGUGUCAGAAGGCCUGCCGAUCCUCAGGGAACUGAAUCUGUCGUUUGGUGAGAUCACAGAGGAAGCUGCUCUCGCUGUGGCACAAGCAGUGAAGGGAAAAGACCAGCUGGAGAAACUGGACCUGAACGGUAACUGUCUAGGAGAUGACGGCUGCAAAGCCGUGAAGGACGCCAUGGAGAGCAUGGACAAGGCCGAUCUUCUCGGCUCCCUCAGUGAUGAUGAGGGUGAGCCGGAAGAUGAUGAUGAGGAUGAAGACGAUGAGGAAGAUGAGGAGGACGAGGAGGAGGACGUUGAUGAUGAGGAAUUAGAAGAGGAGGAGGAAGAAGAAGACGACGAUGAUGAGGAUGAGGAAGAAGAAGAGGAAAGCGGUGUGGAUAAGCUGUCCACUCCCACAUCCGCCCCCCGACCACCAGACGUCUCCUCCUUCCUCAGCUUUCCGUCUCCGGACAAACUGCUCAAAUUGGGCGCCAAGAGGGGGCUGCUGGUCCAGCAGGAGGUGGAUGUGACCGAUGCUACGAAAACAGCGGAGGCCUUCCUGAAGAUCGCUUCUGUGUACAAGGAGGAGAAUAACGACGUGAAGAACGCAGUGUUGGACACUAUUGAUGCUCUUCUGAAUAAAGCUUUCACCAGUCCCUCCUUCCAAGGCUACAACUUCGUGUCAGCGUUGUUGGUGCUGCUCGGACUUAUCAAGAGCGAGGAUAAGAUCAAGCCCGUGGUGGUGGUCUCUGGCCACCUCCACGCCUUGGAGCACGUCGUCCGACAGGACUACUUCCCCAAAGAGAACGUGGCCGUGCUGGAGGCCUUCAUGUCCCGGUAAGGACGUGCUGAAUGAGCCUGUCAGCAGGGAGCUUCCAGGAGCAACAAGACCCUGGAGUCGUGUGGAAACGCCAAAAACAACCUCCAGUCAACACUGCAGAGAGUCAGAUCUCAGAGCUGAGCCAUGUGCUCACACACAAACACACACACACACACACUGAACUUUGUUCAUGGACCCUCGGAAACCAGCACACGAGCCCAUACUUUUAAAUAAGUUCAACUAAGCAGCACUUGAGGGGAAGGUCUCCGCUCAGGAUCAAGCUGCAGCGUCUCUGCUAUCAUAAAGGGUUUUGUUUUUUUUCUUGGACUUUACUUGAAUUCAUUAAAGGAUUUCAUUUGGAGUAAAAUAUGCUCGUGUAGUGUGAACCGGUGGAAGCCCUUUUUGCGGACAAGUGUAACGACGGGACGGCGGUGACAACCGGAGGCCUCGCUCUUCACAUGAGCUGAAAUCCUCUGCAUCAUCUCCCCCAGCUGCAACCGUCUGACUCACGUCAGCAAACAGGGAAACUAUCAGCUGUUGUGGCUGCUUGUUGGUUUUUUUAUAGGUAUCUACAUUAACUAUAUUUUUCUUGUUUUAUAUUGAGUGUGUAAUAAAUCUAUAAAUUUGGUCAAUUACGGUUUUAUUGAAAUAUCUAUUGACCAGAAUAUCUUUUUAGAGUAAAACAGUUAGGUUGAUGCAUAUUUUCUGUGUUUAACUGCAGGAAAUAUGCGGUUAAACUAUUUGUGCUGCAAAAAUAAAACAUUUCAUGGUUGUACAA
Cololabis saira (Pacific saury) is the source of this 2508-nucleotide messenger RNA. It is a transcript of the gene rangap1a, whose product is annotated as RAN GTPase activating protein 1a. The transcript is spliced from 16 exons. Gene Ontology annotation, biological process: nucleocytoplasmic transport; activation of GTPase activity; signal transduction. The record is from RefSeq and is a predicted model, not a curated record. The coding region runs from base 75 to 1751 and encodes 558 amino acids. Lineage: Eukaryota; Metazoa; Chordata; Actinopteri; Beloniformes; Belonidae. Gene Ontology annotation, cellular component: cytosol; perinuclear region of cytoplasm; nucleus. Gene Ontology annotation, molecular function: GTPase activator activity; small GTPase binding.